GACGGUGUCGAAGCCUGAGGCGGCCGUGGCGGUAGCGGCGGCGGCGUUGGACACGGCGGCGGGGGUGACUCGGUGUGGCUGUCAGGGCGUAUAACGAACUUUAAACUUCAUUGAACAAAGCAAAGAUGGGUGAAAAGAAACCAGAGCCUUUGGACUUUGUGAAAGAUUUUCAGGAAUACCUGACUCAGCAGACCCACCAUGUGAACAUGAUUUCUGGAUCGGUUAGUGGGGACAAAGAAGCAGAGGCUCUUCAGGGAGCUGGACCAGAUGGUGAUCAAAAUGGACUGGAUCACCCCUCUGUUGAGGUUUCCCUGGAUGAAAACUCAGGAAUGUUAGUAGACGGGUUUGAAAGGACCUUUGAUGGGAAGCUCAAGUGUCGGUACUGCAACUAUGCCAGCAAAGGAACAGCACGGCUCAUUGAACAUAUUAGAAUUCAUACAGGUGAGAAGCCUCAUAGAUGUCAUUUAUGCCCAUUUGCAUCUGCUUAUGAGCGUCAUCUGGAAGCCCAUAUGCGUUCCCAUACAGGGGAGAAACCAUACAAAUGUGAAUUGUGUUCCUUUCGCUGUAGCGAUCGAAGCAAUCUUUCCCAUCAUCGAAGGCGCAAGCAUAAAAUGGUACCAAUUAAAGGUACUAGGUCUUCCUUGAGCAACAAGAAAAUGUGGGGAGUUUUACAGAAAAAAACAAGCAAUCUGGGGUAUAGCAGAAGAGCCCUUAUUAACUUAAGUCCGCCUUCCAUGGUGGUUCAGAAGCCAGACUACCUUAAUGAUUUUACCCAUGAAAUCCCAAACAUCCAGACUGACUCCUAUGAAAGCAUGGCAAAAACCACACCAACUGGUGGCCUGCCAAGAGACCCUCAAGAACUUAUGGUUGACAACCCUUUAAAUCAGCUCUCCACCCUAGCAGGACAGUUGUCCAGUUUGCCACCUGAAAACCAAAACCCUGCAUCCCCUGAUGUGGUUCCUUGCCCUGAUGAAAAGCCUUUCAUGAUUCAGCAGCCCUCUGCCCAAGCAGUAGUUUCUGCUGUAUCAGCAACUAUUCCUCAGAGCUCCUCUCCCACAAGCCCUGAGCCAAGGCCAUCACAUAGUCAGAGGAACUACAGUCCAGUGGCAGGGCCGAGCAGUGAACCCAGUGCCCACACCAGUACUCCCAGCAUAGGAAACAGCCAGCCAAGUACUCCAGCCCCAACGCUGCCAGUCCAGGAUCCUCAGCUUCUGCACCACUGCCAGCACUGUGACAUGUACUUUGCAGACAAUAUCCUUUACACUAUUCAUAUGGGAUGUCAUGGCUACGAGAAUCCUUUCCAGUGUAAUAUAUGUGGAUGCAAAUGUAAAAACAAGUACGAUUUUGCCUGCCACUUUGCAAGAGGGCAACAUAACCAACACUGAAAACAGUCACAUGGACUUGCUUUGGCUGUUUGGGGCUUUGUAGUUUGGUUUUUGUUUUUGGUCAUCCCUAAUAAGGUGUGUGCUAACUUAAAGUUUAUCCGUUAUAAAAUAUAAAUUUAAUGAUAGAAAAUUUUUUUCAUAAAAAAAUCUGGUCAGGGUUAUUUAUGUUAUUAGAACAAUUAGGACACAUUGAUAACUAUUUUUCCUUUCAUUUAGAUAUGUGAGGAUUGAAGUACAAUCAUAAUUCUAACACGUGUUCAUUUACGUUUCCCACACUUAGGUCCAUAAAGAUGUCAAGGUUUUCCAUGCUCUUGAUACUUCAGUAUACACAUGACAGCUAAAUGCUAUUUCUACCAUAUUUCAAAGUAGCAGAAAAAGAUAUUUUUUCUUAAAAAUCGGUCACAAUGUGUUUGUGUUUGUAGAGAAAUGCCUUUAAAUUGCUUUUAAUUGAAGUAUUAUUUAGUUCACAUAUCUUAAAGUUGAAUCAGUUUCAUUUCAACUGAUAAGAAUAAAGAAAGCCCUUUCAGUAUAGUAAAUCCUUUUUCCUACAAGGGGAUAUAUGAAACAAUUCUUUUAAAGUUAUAAAUACAGGUGAAAGUUCGGAAAAGAAACUAAAGACUUAAAUUGGAAAUUGUGUUUACUAUUUAAGUUCAGUGUCUAGUUUAAACAUGUUAGUUUUUCACUGCAUUUUUUUCCUACUUCCGAUUUUUUUUAACUACAGGUAAAUACACUAGAGUGUGGAUGAUUUUCUUUCUUUUCAGACUAAAUCUAUGUUUUAAGUUUAUUCUGCCAUUAGUGUCAAGUGAAAUUGAUAACUGUAGUGAGAGUCUGUUACUCUUCCUAUUCCUUUGAUGACCAAAGAGGUGCAGUGCAGUGAUCCACCCUGCUAAGACGCAGCCCUCCGGAGAAAUCUCCAAAGUAUCCUUUUCCUUGCCUUGUAUCCAUUUAUUGCCUGUAACUGCCUAGAAAAGGUAGUUAUAGAAACACUUGGGAAAUGUGAGGAAAUAUUUACAAAACCCAGAUCCUGGUCUUCUCUCCAGAGUUGGCCAUUUAAAAUAGUUUCUGUGAAUUCCAAAUGUAAAAGUCUUCAUGUGAAGUGACAGUACUAUAUGGAAACUGUGAUUGAAUUGUCGCCUUAGUAGGAAGGAUAAGAGGUGUGACCGUGGAUAUAAAACACAUUUAAACACAUUUGUUUAUAGAAGUAAUACUCGCUAAAUAGAUUUAGAAUAAUUCAUUUUGAAUAGGAGGGUAUUGUUUUUUAUAUUGUAUAAUAAAUAACUAGCUUACUCUGAAGAGCUUGGUCAAACAAUAAAAUAUUGUUACUGUUGGUUUCUUUGUACUCUGCAAAAAUUUUGUUUGUUUCUUCUGUUGAAAAUACUAAUUGGCUUCUCUUAAAAAAUACCUUGUUAAGCAUUUUUUUUAAACCAAAAAUGAUCCCCUACUCUUAUAGUAAGAAAAACACAUGAUAUCUGGCCAUAAAAAGCCCAAGUGCCAAGUUCAGGAGUCCUCUGCCCUUCCUCCCAAUGCCAGAAAGCCAUUAAAAGGAGUGCUUGUGUUGAGUGCUUAUCUCAAGGGCACCGUUGAACUACAGUUCUCCUCUCAGAUCUCCCAACCCUAAAAUUGUGCAGUUGAAAGUUGUGCAGUUUGUUUCCGUCUUACUUCAAUCACUCACGGCCCAGAUUAGUUGCAACAGUCUCCGAAUGCAUACCUUGACUGGUAUUUAUCAAUUUUUGGAAAGAAACAGGUUGUCAUUUGGAAGCUUUUGUGAUUAUUUUUCUUCUAUUUCAUUCAAAUAAAAGCAGUACCCCAGAAUAGAAAAUGAAAAAGUUCAUUAAAAAAGAAGGAAGAAGCAGGGUGGUGGUGCAUGCCUCCCGUCUCAGCUAUUCAGGCGGUGAGGCAAGAGGCUAGCGGUAGCCCAGCAGUUCAAAGCCAGCCUGGGCAACAGAGCAUUCAAGAACCCUGUCUCAAACACAAGACAAAAUUGGAAGAACUCUCCUUAAAACCGGCUUUAUUAACUGUCUAUUCUGGGCCAAACAGUGACAAGUACAUUUUCCCUAAAACUGAAAAUGAAUGUUUUGAAGAUUCACUUUAAAGAUGGAAAAGACUUGUUUUUCUCUCUAAUUAAAUGAGGAUGAAGAACUGUAAUUUUCCUCUUAAGUUAAAGAGCACAGUUGGUAUCCCAAAGGUGUUGAUGCUUACAGGUUAUAAUUGUAAAUGCACUAAAUUUUCUGAAGUUAAUCUACCUUUGAAACUUUUUUGGAACUUUUAAGAAGAUUUAGAUUUUAUUUAAAUUUCCUGAGUUAAUUUCUGUAUUUGGGAAGAUAUUAGGAUCUUCCUUACAGGUUGAAUAUGUUCCUCUCAUUUUAUUUUUCCUCAAAUAUUUUAUAGAAAUGAGUUAGGAAAAGUUUAACAUGCACUAUUUAUAGUACUUUGCCAUUAACAGGCAAUGUUCUGAAACUAAAUUUAUUUUUGUUCAGUGAACAUAUAAGUUUAGAUUUUUAAGGUUGGUAGAUAAUUUAUCUCCACUAAUAUUUUUUUAAGAAACUGUGAAGAGAUUAACAGGGAAUAAUUUUAUUUCAGAUUUUACUAAUGUAAUAUAACUACAACUUCUUGAAAUUCAAGUGAAGGCUAGACUUUUACUUUGAAAAAUUCCAUUGGGUAUUUCCAAUGCUAUUUCAUUUUAGAAAUAAGUGUUUACCACUCAUCUGCAGAAUUGUUUGACAAAGGGAAUUACUAAAAUAUAAAAUAAACUUCAAGUUUUAUAAAAAUAUUUGUCAAAUGAAUGAAUUAUUUAAAAAAAUUAAAUAUUGCUAAAAACUUAAAUUCCCUGCUAAAGACGUUUUCAUUAGUCAUAGAGGGUGAACACUUUCCAGAACUUCUUUCGUUAAUACGUACUUUAAGAACAUAUUUUGUAUGCAAUGCAUAAGUCUUGCAUUAUGGUUGUAAAAUACACUAUAUUGUUUAGGGGGUCCAGAAAGCAGUUUAAUGCUGAAAUAACUAUGGUAUGUAGUUCAUAUUGUGAAUGAAGCUUUGCUUUUGUAAUAUAUAAAUAAAAAAAUAACACUUUGUAUGA
Molecule: messenger RNA, 4458 nt
Organism: Perognathus longimembris pacificus (Pacific pocket mouse)
Lineage: Eukaryota; Metazoa; Chordata; Mammalia; Rodentia; Heteromyidae
Gene: Ikzf5
Product: IKAROS family zinc finger 5
Exons: 4
Coding region: 126-1385 (419 amino acids)
Biological process (GO): regulation of transcription by RNA polymerase II
Molecular function (GO): DNA-binding transcription factor activity; RNA polymerase II cis-regulatory region sequence-specific DNA binding
Source: RefSeq, a predicted model, not a curated record